Messenger RNA from Cuscuta campestris, 1374 nucleotides. NCBI's taxonomy places the organism in Eukaryota, Viridiplantae, Streptophyta, Magnoliopsida, Solanales, Convolvulaceae. The record is from the annotation of a GenBank genome assembly.
CUGCUAAUUUACAAUGGUGUGGCUCAAUCUCCAUAUGGGCAACGACACAAGUAGUGAUCCUAACUUACACUAGUGCGGCGGCUCUUCUAUGGCUGCUGGCGGCAUGCAGCUGCGAGGCCAGGGCAAAAUUACCGGCGGGUGGGUGGACGACGACCAUGCCGGCGGUGAUAGGGUUUGGGGAUUCCAUCAUCGAUCAAGGCAUGAACAACUACAUCCCCACCGUCGGAAAGUGUAACUUCCCGCCCUACGGCGCAGACUUCAUGGCCGGCGGCCAAAAGCCUACCGGACGUUUCACCAAUGGCAAAACGCCAGCUGAUCUAAUAGCGGAGGAACUAGGAAUCAAAGAGCUUGUACCUCCUUAUUUGGACCCGAACCUGGAUCCCGAGGAUCUGAAAACGGGCGUGAGCUUUGCAUCCGGAGGCACGGGAUACGACCCGCAAACGUCGGAAGUUGCGUCAAGUGUCCCUAUGUCGAGACAACUAGACUACUUCAAAGAGUACCUGGGAAAGCUGAAGGCUGUGUUUGGAGAAAACGAGACAAAGUUCAUAACGGACAACGCUCUCUUCUUGGUGGUCGCCGGCAGUAAUGACAUUGCCAACACCUACUUCACCUUCGGACUCCGUCGGUUACAAUACGACGUUGAUUCCUACACCGAUCUUAUAGUCCGCAAGGCUUCCACUUUCAUCCAAGAAUUGUACGGAAUGGGAGCAAGAAGGAUAGGGGUAUUCAGCCAGGUGCCGGUAGGGUGUUUGCCGGCGGAGAGGACUUUGGGAGGUGGUGGUUUGGGUGGUUGUGUAGAGAAAUACAACGAAGCGGCGGAGUUGGCAAAUUCGAAGUUCCAAGCUGAGAUUGAUUCCCUAUCAGCUAACACAUUACCAAAUGCCAAGCUGGUUUUCAUAGACCUCUACAACCCUCUUCUUCAACUCAUCCAAAACCCUGCCCUAUAUGGGCUGGAGGAAGCCGAACAGCUGCACAGCAGAAAAACAGAGAAGAAAAAGAGUAAAACCGAGAGAAGGAAGAAGAGAGAAAAAGAGAGGUGCAGCCUGGUUUUGUGCUCCGAUCGACGACCAAACAAGCUCCGAUCGGGAUGAAAUUUUAGUAUGUUGUUCCUGAGAUCCUCUUCUUCAUAUCCAACGGUGGGAUUGUUGUUUUGACCUCUCGAUGUCGGUAAAAUCGCCUCUGUUUGCUGCUGCGUUUUUAUUGGGGUUUUCUCACUUUUGAGUGAAGAUUAUUGUUGUUUGGUGUUCCAAGUUGUUACUUGAUGAUUGUGUAUACCUCUAAUUGAUUUAGAGAGGAUUCUUGGUGUACCCACUGAUUUUCUUGGUGAUUAGUGGAAGGCUUCGUGGUUUUCUCCCCGAUUUGGGGUUUCCACGU